This is a messenger RNA of Cucurbita pepo subsp. pepo (vegetable marrow), 1243 nucleotides long. RefSeq lists its product as uncharacterized. Lineage: Eukaryota; Viridiplantae; Streptophyta; Magnoliopsida; Cucurbitales; Cucurbitaceae. The record is from RefSeq and is a predicted model, not a curated record.
CAAAUCUCUGGUCCUGUCAUUGUUCAAAGACCUUUGAAGAUCCAAAACCAAGCAUUGGAAUUAAUUUGUAGAGAUGGGUACCUGCGUUUGCCUCCAGGCUGCAUUACUUUCAUUGUUGAUCUUCCUCAGUUUAGGUUCAAGUAUUGCACGGACUCCAUAUUUUGAAGCAAACCAAGAAGACUAUGUACUGCAAAAUCAAGAAGAACAAAUACCCUACUUUUCAACUUCAAUAUCCAACACUCAACUGGACACAAUCCCCAUUGUGAAUCCAACCACCCCAGGCGGCGGCACAACUCCAACCCAGACCCCGAUUGUGGAUCCAACAUCACCGCCAGCACAAACAAUCCCUACCGGACCGACCAUAACGCCCACAACCCCAACCAUAACGCCGACAACCCCAACAACCACAGGCGGUGGAAGUUGGUGCAUAGCAAGUUCAAGUGCUUCCCCAACCGCUUUGCAGGUAGCUCUUGACUAUGCUUGCGGAUAUGGGGGCGCGGAUUGCUCGGCAAUCCAAACGGGAGGUAGUUGCUUUGAGCCCAACACUAUGCGAGACCAUGCUUCUUAUGCCUUCAACCAGUACUACCAGAAGAAUCCAGCACCCACAAGCUGCGUGUUUGGAGGAACUGCGCAGCUCACCAGCACAGACCCAAGCAGUGGAAAUUGUCGCUACGCAGCAUCAAGAUCAACGCCGAGCCCAACAACACCAAUCAAUCCACCAAUGAAUCCAACUCCGAUGCCACCGUCAACCCCAACCAUAACAACGCCAACACCACCCGACACAAUGCCUGCUGACACGACGCCAACCGAUACCACACCGACCGACACCGGCGGUUUCGGAACAGAACCAUCAGACACAGCAAGCUCCGCGAUUCGAGUCACGAGCUUCUUCUCUUUCGUGUUCUUGGGAUCACUUCUUAUGACAAUCAUGUAAGAGGAGGCUGAAAGCGACUCGGAUCUGGUCUAUUACAAUCUGCAGGCCGAGAAGGCAUUUAGAUUUUCUUUUAUACAAAGGAGACGCGGAGGUCGGGGGGAGGCAUUAGUGUUCGGUUACUAAGAAAAGAGGGGAAAAUGGCAGAAAAUUAUCACAGGGUUUCUGCCAUAAUAGUGAUAGAAUAAAAUUGUAGCCUAUGUCUACGUUUAGGACUAUAUUCCCUUGGGAGCUAGCAAUGUGUUCUCCACUUUUAGUUAAUGUUCAUCCUUACUCAUAAAAAUAAAAAAAGAAAAAAUUUCAUUCACAUCA